GGUGCUGUCUGAGACCGAGAGUGGUUUGUCUGAGAAAGGUUAUUUCAGAAGUUCUUAUUUUCAAGCAAGAUGUUCUUGUUUUGUUCUGCACAGUGUUUAACAGCUGAUUCAUGAUUAUGCUUUGUUGCUUUCCAAUUUUUUUUAUAGUGUUUAUACUGCGUAGUGAUCAAGGCAUUGUUUUUUAGUUGAUUAAUUGUUGAAUAUAAUACAAGUUUUGUUGACAAAGAAACAACUUCAUUGUUGUAGUUUACGUCACACUGGGCACUGCUCUUUGUUCUUGUACAUUUGAGAUAGAUUGCCACAAUUUCUCUAUUCUCUUGCUCACUUGCAGCUAGCAGGUUGAUUAUUUAGUAGGAAACCACAAAAUAGGUCUAAUAAUGAAAUAUUACUUAUUAUUUUUUUCUUUGUUUUUUCUAAUUUAUUGUGCUAUUUGUGAGGAUGUUCCUGACAUCAUUGGUGAAGAAUCACCAGUUUCUGAAGUAGCUGUCACCACAGAAGUUGCUCCUUGCACCGGUUGUGAAACAAUUUUGAACUCUGAUAAUAUUGAUUUGGAGAUACUUGUCAAGGAAAACCUUGAUCAAGACUACAAGUUCUUACGCAUUAUCCGAGCCACGAAACUGGUAGAGGAUAAAGUAGUGUACAAAGUACAGUUGGAGGCAAAUUCAAGAACGUGUAAUCCAGCAACUGAUAAAUGCACAGUGGAAUGCAACUUGGAAUUCGUGAAGAGUGUGCCCUACGACACCAAGCCUGCUCUGUCCUCACAAAUCUGCGUCAACUAUGUGCGGGAGGAUGUGAAUGUUGCAAACACACUGAAAGAAAGAGCGAACGCCUCUGAUAUAUUAGACUUUCUAGAGUCUCUUGACGACCAGUCUCCUCCCUCACAACAAAACCCGGUUUCUUUGGAAAGUUCUCGUAAAAGAAGAACUCUCACCGAAACUGAGAUCCAAUUUCAUUUAGAUUUGGAGAAAUUCAAGGAUUUCGUUAAAGAACACAAGAAGAUCUAUAAAACUGAAGAGGAAAUGAAGAAGCGUUUCAGAAUAUUCAAAGCUAAUUUAAUGAAGAUUAAAUUCUUUCAAGAAAACGACCAGGGCACUGCUGAAUAUGGACCAAACGAAUUUUCAGAUCUCACUGCUACAGAGUUCAAAGAGAGAUAUCUUGGAUUGAAAGUUGACCUCAGAGCAAAGGAUGCCAAACCCAUGAAAAAAGCCGAAAUACCAAAGGAUGUGCAGCUUCCAGUAUCUUUUGAUUGGCGUGAUCACGGAGCUGUUACACCAGUAAAAAACCAGGGUUCGUGUGGAUCGUGCUGGGCCUUUGCAACUACUGGAAAUAUUGAAGGUGUAAAUGCCAUCAAGACGGGAAAUCUUGUUUCUCUAUCUGAACAAGAACUUCUUGACUGCGACACAAUUGACUCGGCGUGCAACGGCGGACUGCCAUCGAACGCAUACGAGGCAAUCGAAAGCAUUGGCGGCCUGGAGAGUGAGAGCGACUACCCGUACGACGCGGCGCACGAGAAGUGCAAGUUCAACAGCUCAGAGGUGAAGGUGUCAAUCUCAGGCGCAGUCAACAUCACCACCAACGAGACCGAAAUGGCCAUGUGGCUCGUCAAGCACGGACCCAUUGCUAUUGGAAUCAAUGCCAAUGCCAUGCAGUUCUACAGGGGAGGUGUCUCGCAUCCUUGGAAAUUCCUGUGUAACCCAGGUUCUCUCGACCACGGAGUACUGAUUGUUGGAUUUGGAGUUCACAGGACCCGAUUUACUCACAAGGAAAAGCCUUACUGGAUAAUUAAGAAUAGCUGGGGAAAGAGAUGGGGUGAGAAGGGAUACUACAGAGUGUAUAGAGGUGAUGGUUGCUGUGGAGUCAAUCAGAUGGCGUCUUCUGCUUUGAUCAAUUAGUUAUAGUGUUUGUAGGCUACAUUACGACCGAUGAACAAUAUCAGUAGAACAACCUUCCAAAGCAAUCAACAAAUCUCAUUGUGAUUUAUUAAUUACGAUUCUUAAUAAUUAAUUUUGUAUGUAAAAGUAAUUUUUAUAGCAUUAUAUUGAUCAAAUAAUAGUGUUGUGUGUAAUUUUCUGAGUGAGUACAUUAAAACUGUGAAAAACUCA
Molecule: messenger RNA, 2102 nt
Organism: Nilaparvata lugens (brown planthopper)
Lineage: Eukaryota; Metazoa; Arthropoda; Insecta; Hemiptera; Delphacidae
Product: cathepsin L
Exons: 12
Coding region: 378-1892 (504 amino acids)
Cellular component (GO): lysosome
Molecular function (GO): cysteine-type endopeptidase activity
Source: RefSeq, a predicted model, not a curated record